GCUUAUAAUUUUAUCAGAUAUAAUCUUAUAAUUUUAUCAGUAUUAUAUAUGUAGAAUCCACAUUGAAAUCACAACAGUAUAUAAUAAUUGAUCAUUUUAGUUUUGUAGUGUAAUUGUGACACAGAUAUUAUAAAUUUGGAACGUGACAAGAUGUCUAGUUUGACGUGGCUGCUUAUAGCCGCCUUGGCCUUGUCACACGUGUGUGACGGCUAUAAAGUCCUGGUGAUGUUCCCCCUGGCCGGCAAGAGUCACGGAAUCCUGGGUAAAGGAGUGGUGCGCCAUUUGCUACAAGCUGGACAUGAGGUGACGUAUAUUACACCAUUUCCGGAGGAGAAUCCUCCAAAAAACCUGCAUCAAGUGGACGUUAGCAACCCUGAAGAAUUCGAGAAGAAUAGCCAAAUUCUGAACGUGACAGCUCUGCUAGAAGGGACAGUGAGCCUAGAUUUUGCUUCGAUGUUACAAUUCAUGCUGUCGAUGAAUAGAGAUGUAUUGACCAAUCCAAACUUGGUCAAACUGAUGAGCGACACCACAAAGAAUUUCGAUGUUGUUAUUGCUGAAUGGAUGUUCAGUGAUGUUUACUCUGGGUUAAGCUACUUGUUCAACUGCCCCUUAAUCUGGGUUUCCACCAUCGAGCCCCAUUGGGCCAUCCUCCGCCUGAUUGAUGAGAACACCCACCCAGCAUACGUUCCUGAUAGCAUGUCCAAUAACGUCCCGCCUUUCGACUUUACAGCCAGGGUGAAGGAACUGUUUAUGCAGACUUUCGGGGUGGCUGUAAAUUUAUUCUACCUCGACGGUUACCAGAGACAAUUUUUUACGGAGCUGCUAGGCCCCCACAUCAUCAAGAGGGGUAGACCUCUGAUAUCUUUCGACGAAGUGAAGUACAACGGAUCGCUGGUCCUGGGUAACUCCCACGUGUCUCUGGGUCAAGCCACAAGGCUGCCACAGGCUUACAAACCCAUCGCGGGAUACCAUAUAGACACCGUGGUAAAACCUCUGCCGGAGGAUUUGAAGAAACUUUUAGACAAUGCAAAGAAUGGUUUAAUUUACUUCAGCAUGGGUUCCAAUUUGAAGAGUAAGGACCUGCCGGAGUCGAUCAAGAAGGAUUUGCUGGAAGUAUUCGGGGGACUGAAGCAAACAGUUCUCUGGAAGUUUGAAGAGGUUCUGCCGAAUCUGCCGUCGAAUGUGCAUAUUGUAAAUUGGGCGCCACAACAAAGUAUCUUAGCCCACCCUAACUGCAUACUCUUCAUCACCCACGGUGGUCUCCUCUCCACCACCGAAGCCGUCCACUUCGGCAAACCCAUCAUUGGAAUUCCUGUGUUUGGUGAUCAGUUUAACAACAUAGACAGAGCUGUGAGGAAGGGUUUCGCUAAGAGAGUGGACCUCUCUUAUGUCAUGAAGAAUGACCUGAGAGCGGCUAUUGAUGAUCUUUUACAUGAUAAAAGUUUCACCGUAAAAGCUCGAGAACUGUCGGUGGUUUAUCACGACCGUCCAGUUCACCCGGCCAAAGAAAUGGUUCACUGGAUAGAACACGUGGUGAAGACACGAGGCGCGCCCCACCUCCGCUCACCAGCCCUGGACGUGCCACUCUAUCAGAAACUAUACCUGGAUCUAAUAGCUUUAGUCUUAUUGGUCUUGUAUGUGGUGAAGAAGAUUAUAGUAAAGGUGUGCUGCUCGAGAAAGCCAGUGGACAAGAAGAAGAAGAGGAAUUAAAAGAUAGAAGUGGUUUUAUGAAAUUUGUAGUAAAUGUGCAGAGGUUUAUUCCGCAAGUAUUUUUUGUACAUAAUAAUCAAUACUGAAUUUUUAUUAUAUUUUUUUAUUAAUUAACGAGACAUUAAUGUUGUUUAUAACUCGUUUAGAUUUUGUUCAAGUUUGUUAAGUAAUCCAAUUUUUACAAGGCUAUUUAUGAGUACAAAUAUACAUGACUUUCCGUCCUUGUAUGUUACAGGGUAGCUAAUGUUGUCAAAUUUUGUGAAACGUAGGACCAAUUUAAGCAUAAAAAAAGAGAAAUCUUGUCAUAACGUUAGAUUAAUAAAUCGUCAUUAUUAUGAGUACAAUAAAAAUACUGUUAAUUUUACAAUAAAUCGAAUUUACAAUGAAUGUGAAGAGAGAAAUAAAUUGUACACUUUGUUCAAAUUGUGAGAGAUUGAUUGUGAAAUGUAUAAAGUGUAAUAAUAAUGAUGUCGCCAAAGUUUUAAAGAGAAUAAAGGUGUAUUUUUA
Messenger RNA from Amyelois transitella, 2217 nucleotides. RefSeq names its product UDP-glucosyltransferase 2. Lineage: Eukaryota; Metazoa; Arthropoda; Insecta; Lepidoptera; Pyralidae. The transcript has 9 exons. Bases 151 to 1710 code for a protein of 519 amino acids. The record is from RefSeq and is a predicted model, not a curated record. Gene Ontology annotation, molecular function: UDP-glycosyltransferase activity.